AUGUGUCAAAAGCUGUGCGCCCCGAUAAGCGACGCUUUGCGCGCACCCGUGCCGGGAGACACCAGGCGCGCCGCGGGAUUGCGAGCGCGAGCUCGAGGUGGUUCCGCAGCCCGAAAGAGUCGCGGGGCCCGAGAGAGUCGCGGACGCCAAGAGACGCUGAGAGCGCCGAGAAAGUCGCGGGGCGGCCCGUGGCACGCGACCGGCGGCUUAUCUCGCACCCACGCACCGCGCGGGGCGCGGCGCCCGUGCACCCGGUACAAGCGCGGUGGGCGCGUGUCGCGGGGCACGGGGGCGCGGAAAGCACAGGGGUGCCUACCGGCCGGCGCGCCGUCGCUCGGCACGGGCCUCACUCGGCACGGCGGGCCCGCGCCGCUCACUCCGCACGGCGCCCUGGCGGCCCGCGUGAUCUUCGCCGCCUUGGCUUUUCCCUCCCGUCUUCGUCCCGUCCGGAACCCUUGA
Messenger RNA from Lachancea fermentati, 459 nucleotides. Lineage: Eukaryota; Fungi; Ascomycota; Saccharomycetes; Saccharomycetales; Saccharomycetaceae. The record is from the annotation of a GenBank genome assembly.